AUGUCCCUAGCUCGUGCUAUUCUCGUCACCAUCCAGGCUGUCUCCAACGGGUCAGUCUGCAGUCCCCCGAACCCCACCGCACCAAAGCAGAGAUAUCAUACUGAGGAGAUGUAUAUUCUUCAAAUCGCGCCUCUGAUAUUCAAGUGCCACCAAUUAAUUGUGUAUCUCUGUGCCGCAUUCGAAAUUCUUUAUUACAUCCGUGGCAUCCUCCCGAUACCAUCCCAACUUUCCCCAGUAGCCUCACUUAUAUGUCCCGCAUCUCCGGCUCCAGGUUCUACCUCCAUUCAAGUUACCCCUUCAUUCGUCCUCGGAGUUGUCGCAGUGGUGCUCGGGGCAUACAUCAGACUAGACUGCUUCAAGGCCCUCGGGCAUCUGUUUACGUUCGACCUCACUGUACACCCCGAACAUCGUCUCAUCACAAACCGCUUCUAUGCCUAUGUGAGGCACCCCGCCUAUACCGGUUCCCUCUUGCUCGUUUUUGGGCUAGCAUUCUCCCACCUCACUCGCGGAAGCUGGAUGACCGAGUGCGGCCCCCUUCGCAACGAACGCGCCGCGAUCAUCGUGUGGGCAGUGUGGUGGCUUUGGACAUUCUGCGUUGGAAUCAGUAGGGCCGAUGCGGAAGACAAAGAGAUGCGGAAGCUUUUCAGCGAAGAGUGGGAGGCAUACGCCGCCGCCGUUCCAUGGUGGUUCUUCCCGGGCCUCAUCUAA
Molecule: messenger RNA, 708 nt
Organism: Psilocybe cubensis
Lineage: Eukaryota; Fungi; Basidiomycota; Agaricomycetes; Agaricales; Agrocybaceae
Exons: 2
Coding region: 1-708 (235 amino acids)
Biological process (GO): C-terminal protein methylation
Cellular component (GO): membrane
Molecular function (GO): protein C-terminal S-isoprenylcysteine carboxyl O-methyltransferase activity
Source: RefSeq, a predicted model, not a curated record